AUGAAGAAAUUUCCAUCAUCAAUCUCCCGCCGGCCGCAGUCGUCGGCACUUCUUCACAGCUCUUCGUCGGAUGAAGUUGAAGCAAAGGGUGACAAGCAAGCCGACAUUUGUGCCCAAAACAAUCUCCCUUCCCUUCCCGAUGAUGUGCUCUUCAAGAUCCUGUUGAACCUCUCUGCUGAAGACAUUUACAGGGCAAGUCUCGUCUGCCGGAGCCUUUACUACAGCACGAUCCGCUCCGAGAAAUUCGUAAACCUCCACCUCCAGCAAACUGACGAAUAUGGUCUCUUGUUCCGAUUCAAUUACGACCCAACACGUUGUGAGCUUAUUACUAAUGAUCAACAUUCUUCCCAACGAACGGUUUUGGUCUCUAUGAAACAGGGACGUGUCAAGGUAUUCAACUACAAAUCCAUAUUUUCCUUCAACAGUAGCUGCAACGGUCUCAUCAACGAGGACAAGUGGGACACCUUGUCCGAAAUCCACGUGGUCAACCCUGUGACGGGACGAGCCUUGCGACUUCCUCCGCUCCCCAAAAACGCAAGCUUACCGCGUUGUUGCGUGGGGUAUGCGCAAGCCUCCAAGGCUUACAAGGUGGCUUUGGCAUACUCUCCUGGUGGAAAGGACGCGUGGCGGGCCAUAUUGACCGUGGGUGUCGAUAGUUCGUGGAGGCAUCUUGCAACCGACCAUUUGACUAAGUAUACCAUGGGCCGCCUAAUGGUCACGGAGGGUUUUGUUCAUUUGGUUUUUGGGGACACUGUCCAGACGCUGAAUGUGGAGACGGAGGUCAUGACCGAGACGCGGCCCCCAGUCUCCGAGGGUUAUUACAUCAACUACACGCACUGGUACCUACCAGGUGGGAAAGUCCUCACUCUAGUGAAUGAAGUUGAGGAUGGCGUGUUUCGAGUUUGGGAGAUGGUGUCGGGGGAUUGUUGUUAUUGGAGGGAAUGGGAACAUCAGAUUGUGUUGGGAAAGCAAUUGCAGGAAAUUCGAGAGGUUUGUGGGGAUGAAUAUAGGUUUAUUAUUUGCCCGGUCGGUUGGUUGCAACAGAUGGAGGUGUUGGUGUUUAAAGGAUGGCCCAUAAACGAGCGUAGCGAUGUUGUUUUCUAUGUGGUUAUUGCUACCGGGAAAAUCGGAUGGAUCACACCCAUAUCGAGUAACAAGGAAGGAUUGGUUGAUGAAUUUUAUAAAUUUUAUGAUCCAGUUGUGCCCCACAGAAACACCCUUGUGGAGUUGGAGGGACAGGAGGAAAUUGGAGGGUAUGUGAAUUCGAGAUUGGGUCGGGAGAUCGGAUGUGCGAAGUCGUAA
Molecule: messenger RNA, 1302 nt
Organism: Striga hermonthica
Lineage: Eukaryota; Viridiplantae; Streptophyta; Magnoliopsida; Lamiales; Orobanchaceae
Source: the annotation of a GenBank genome assembly